Penicillium mononematosum is the source of this 267-nucleotide messenger RNA. RefSeq lists its product as uncharacterized. The record is from RefSeq and is a predicted model, not a curated record. NCBI's taxonomy places the organism in Eukaryota, Fungi, Ascomycota, Eurotiomycetes, Eurotiales, Aspergillaceae. The coding region runs from base 1 to 267 and encodes 88 amino acids. The transcript is spliced from 2 exons.
AUGAGACCAUCUCCUUCAUAUCGACCUUGUUACAUGAACCUCCGAGUCGGUGUAGUUUGGACGACUAAUCUAAACCUGGUCCGUGCGUCGAACGCGAAAAUGCCGCGUCGCGCACUCGUACUUCGAGAUGUUCUCCGAUAUAUCACGAAUCGACGUCCGAUCGUGCACAGCGUUCAUUUAAGCUACGAGUAUCUGUUUGUUGGAAACUCGUCUACACCCGGUCUUGGGUAUCACAUUCGUUUACCCUUUGUCCCCAGCGCAACUUGA